UUGAAAGUUUGUAAUUAAACCUUUCCUGUGCUUUGUGCUGCUCUCCCGUUCUGACAAAACAUUCCCUUGUUUGGCAGGAGUGAAAUGGGGAGGAGAAUUUUGGAUGCUGGAGACUAUGACAUGCAGGUGGCCAUCACAGAGGCUCUGUGCAGGAUGAUCUCGGAGAAGCAAAGAGGAGAACUGGCCUCCCAGUGGUUUUCCAUGGAGUUUGUGUCCAAUGCAUUUAAAGGAAUUAAAGAUUCCGAGUUUGAAACAGAUUGCAGGAAGUUUCUUAACCAGGUGAAUGGCAUGCUUGGAGACAAAAGAAGGGUUUUUACAUUUCCAUGUUUAUCAGCAGCUCUUGAUAAAUGUGAGCUCCAGAUCCCAAUGGAUGAAAAUCUGGAGGAAUUCUGGAUUGAUUUCAAUGUUGGUAGCAAAAGUAUCUCUUUCUAUGUGGCAGCAGAUGAUGCAGGUCACCAGUGGGAAACAGUGAUCAUACCAGAAGAAGAGGUGAACAUGUACAGCCUUGAAGAGAAAGACUCAAAGAAAUUAUUAACAAUAGAUCUCAAAAGCCCAAUGAAUGUGGGUAAUCUGGAAGGAGAGAAAUUUUCUUUGUAUUUUAAUUCCAUCUUGGAAAUCAGAGACGUAAUCAGAAAGAUUUAUGGGUUUAGCAAAUGUAAGGAUGUGAGCAAGAAGCAAACUGCAUCAAUUGCCAAAACAGCUGUACACGUCCUCUUUGAUGAGAGUGGCUCCCAGGUUACGGUCCCAGAAAGCCAGUUGUCACCAGGUUUGAAAGAAAAACCUGAAGAGGAGGAGAAACCCAGUAAAAAGAAAAGUCAGCAACUUCCUGGAAGUUUGAGGACUCAGAAUAAAAGUAACAGUCAAGAAAAAUGCAGAGGGGAAUCCUCCAAGAUCACUCCCUCUCGCACAAGGAAAGUGUCUGAAGCCUCUGUGCUUGUGCCUGGAACUACAAGAACUUCCACAAGGAGCCCGCUGAGCUUUGUCAGCACAUCCACUCCUUUUAAAGGGAGAUUUAAAUUGCCCCUGGAAAUGAUGAGCUCCACUAAGAGGUCUGACAGCAGUGCAACAAAUGAGACCAGAGCAAAGAUUUUCUAUCAGGACCCUUCUGGACAAAAACGUGCUGAAGAAGUUUUCAAACUUAUGCAAGAGGCUACAGAAGAGCAAACUUUAGAUGAAGUGUUUGAUAUCGUUCCUGAUUCUCAGCCCGUUGGAAAAAGCAGCAAACCUUUGCUGCCUGGACUUCUGGAGAGUUCUUUUGAUAAAACUGAAACGUGGAAAAAACCCACAUGUCCUGUUCCUGAGAAGAGUGGGAGCACUGGGGACAAGAAAAAGCCAAAUCCAUCAGUGGCGCGUCAGUCCCAUCCAGCCAGAGUGGCCAACACAUCUUUGCUUUCUGAGCUUUCAAAAGAGGAACCCGAAGUUCUCCUCAGAAAGGAGGCUGCAAACCCAAAACCAUCAAAGCCUAAACCAAAGUCUAAAGAAAUCACAGAUGCAGCCAAAUCACUGAUUAGUAAAAUCAGUGACAGAUACAGAGAUAAGAGCGCUGAGAAGAGCAAAGCAAGAGACUCCUUGAGUUUUAACAGGACACAUUUAAAUAAAUCCUGGGUCUCCAAGGAAGAAGUUCAGGACAGAAUCCUGAAAACCACUUCUUUUCUUAAUGUAACUGCUGGUCAGAUCAUGGAUGAUGUCUACAACUUUAACAUCAGUGGGUUUGAUGAGCCUACAAUAAAGCUUGGAGUCCAAGAAUUGCAUGUUACUCAACUGAGUGUUCACACAGAGACAACCAGAAAAGGGAAUGCAGACGUCAGUAAAUCCAGCACCGAAGUGAAAGGAAGAAAAAAAACUAGAAACAACCAAGACAAGAAGCACCUGUUUAGUGACACAGACACAGAGAACAGAGGGGAGGACAGCAAGACAGAGAUUAGUUGGCUCCAGGAAUCCAAGAGCAAACCUAAAGCCCAGAUAGUUGAUUACAGUAGGAAUAAAAAAUUAGGGAAACCAGUAAGCACAGGCAAAAACUGUGUUGUAACAGCAGAUGAAUCCCCUGAAGCUGCUUUCCACAUGGAGAAACCAAAAGGCAAGAGUGCAAAGAAGAAAAAGGUAGAUGGAAACAAAUGUAAAAACCAGAACUCAAGAACUGCUGAAAUGAUAGAACAAACCUCCAGAAAGAAACUACCUCGAAGAGCAGCAGCAGCAAAAAAUUACAAAGAGCCUUCAAGUUCUGAGUCAGAGAGUGAAGCGCAAAUUCCAGCAUGCACCUCCAAAGCAAAAAUGCAGAAACUUAUGAAUGGGGCAAUCAAGGAUUACAAGCAGCCAAAGGUACCCCAGGUUGUACCUGUGGAACCAAGGAGAGGGGAUAACUGUGUGCAGAAACCACCUGAGAAACCCAAGAACCCUGCAGAACAGAAGGAAGUGGAGAUGCCAUCAGCUGAGAGUCCUGCAUCUCUGGAGACAAUGAGAUGUGCUGAAGGACUCUCAGAAGGAAAUGUUACCCCAGAGCACACUUCCAGUGGAAGAUCUCUUGAUCUUCAGCAGUCAUCACCAGAAAACAGGGAAAUGUUAAACUCUGAGAAAGGAAUCUCUCCUGAUAAUUUCUGUUCCCAGAAUAAGAACAUUCAAAGUAUACUUGACAAUCAGUCUCCUGAGGCAACAGUUACAAAGUCAACAUUUGGAAGGAAAAGUUUCUCCCCAGUGUUGACCGAAGCAUCUCUGCUCAGCUUAACAACAUAUAAAACUGUCAGUGGCAAAAAUUCCAAGGGAGCUGGGUUGGACACCUGUAACAGUAACGAAGGUUCAAGUUUCCAGCGUUGCUUUUCGGACGUGCUUCCUGCUAAAGGAAAACCAAAAGAUCCCACUAAAGCUGUCACCAAAAGCAAAGAAGAGCUCAGCUUCACCACAUAUAAAACUGACAGUGGAAAAAAUGCAAAGGGAGCUGUGCCAGAAACAGGGAAUAAUAAUGAAGAUCCAAGUUUCCAGUAUUGCUUUUCAGACACGCUUUCUGUUAAGGGAAAACUACAAGAUAUCACUAAAGCUGUCACUAAAAGUAAAGAGGGUUGUGAACCACCAUCUCCACUGUCUGCCUCCAGUGGGAGCAAAGCACAGUCUUCAACUGAAGAACCUUAUGACCCUAGAAAUGAGUCAGGCCCAGCUGUGCAGACCUUCCUCAAACGAAGGUACCACAGUGACACCGAGAGCAGCUCUGACGAGGCACAGACCAGCAGAGAGGAGGAAAAGAAAGGAAGGAGAAGAAUCAGUUUACAGCCCAAAAAAUUAUUUAAAACAAAUGAUGCAGCUGCUUACAGAGUGUCUGAGAGCAUAUCCACUCGAUCUGUCAAUGAGCUGUCUACUUUGGAUGGGGAAUUCUGGGAACCUGGUUGUUCAACUCUAAGCAUCUGUCAGAAGCUCCAAAAAGAAUUUAGCAAGAAAAUUGAGAACCGCUCCCGGAAAAUGGAUCAUUUUAAUAAGCAAACAUUAAAAGUUGCCCAUCAGCAUUUGACAACAAUGAGUCACCAACUCCAUGAAUGCAGGACCAGGCAGUUGGACAAAUUUCAUAUUACUCUCAUUGAGGAACUUGAGAAUUUUGAAAAGGAUUCUCAGUCCCUGAAAAACAUGGAAAAAGAAUUCUUGACCUUUUGGAAAAAACAGACUAGUGCUUUGAGUACUUUCAUGAAAAAUGAGCAACAGAGAAUUCAGGUUCUUAAAACUUCAUUUGAAAAGAAUAUCUACCAUUCUGUUGACUAUGAGGAACGUGUUUUUACUUCAGAGAUGCACCUGAUGAAAGAAGACAUUAAAGGACUGCAAGAGAAACUUCUAAAAGAAAUGCAAGAAGAGGAGCUGUGCAGUGUUCGCAGAGGAUUGCAGACCCUGUUUCGAUCAAAGACUGAAUUCUGAAGGGAUGUUUCUCAGAUUCCUUCCUGAACUUUAAGGAGCAGAGCAGAGGCUGGGCUGGCUGUGCUGGAAGGAC
Molecule: messenger RNA, 3964 nt
Organism: Empidonax traillii (willow flycatcher)
Lineage: Eukaryota; Metazoa; Chordata; Aves; Passeriformes; Tyrannidae
Product: synaptonemal complex protein 2-like
Exons: 38
Coding region: 85-3891 (1268 amino acids)
Source: RefSeq, a predicted model, not a curated record